This is a messenger RNA of Rhododendron vialii, 1071 nucleotides long. Its product is annotated as probable peroxygenase 4. Bases 288 to 896 code for a protein of 202 amino acids. Gene Ontology annotation, molecular function: calcium ion binding; monooxygenase activity. The transcript has 6 exons. The record is from RefSeq and is a predicted model, not a curated record. Lineage: Eukaryota; Viridiplantae; Streptophyta; Magnoliopsida; Ericales; Ericaceae.
AACGGCGCCCCAACCCGGCACACCCAUUCACCACAAAAACAGUCACGAACGAUGAAGACUAUGGCCUAAGAACGAUUGGGUCAUCAGUGUGAAACCACAAUCAGUAAAUUAAGCAUCCAUCCGGAUUCCGAGCUCCCAAUUAUUCAAAUUCUAUCGAAUCUUUCCCCAUCGCUUUUUAUACCCAUUCCAAUUCCCCUAAAAAUUCACCCAUCUCUCUCUCUCUCUCUCUCUCUCUCUCUCUCUCUCUCUCGAUCUUGAAAGUUUGGCAUAAAGAAGACACAUCCAUCAUGGGUUCAUCUUUACCUGAUUCCAAAACUUGCGCAAACAGCAUUCAGCAUCAGGUUGAUGGUUUUAAGGAUCAAAAUGUGCUGCAAAAGCACGUUAAUUUCUUCGAUCGGGACAAAGAUGGAGUUGUUUAUCCUUGGGAAACAUUUCAAGGUUUUCGGGAAAUUGGGUGUGGUGUUUUAUUGUCCUCCUUGGCUUCCGUUUUCAUCAACGUCGGUCUUAGUGCCAAAACUCGUCCAGGUAAAUUUCCUUCUCUACUAUUUCCAAUUGAGGUAAAGAACAUCCAGAAAGCUAAGCAUGGGAGUGACUCUGGUGUCUAUGACACAGAAGGAAGGUUUGUUCCUGCAAAGUUUGAGGAGAUUUUUGGCAAGCACGCGCGUACAAAUGCAAACGCCUUGACGUCAGACGAAUUGAUGACAAUGCUAAAGUCAAACAGGGUCCCGAAGGACUAUGCCGGAUGGAUUGCAAGCUACUCAGAGUGGAAGAUCUUAUACAUGCUUUGCAAGGACAAGAACGGUUUAUUGCAUAAAGACACAAUUCAAGCUGUUUAUGAUGGAACCCUGUUUGAGCAUAUGGCAAUGGAGAAAGCUUUGGCCGGGAAAAAAGCGUGAAUUAGCCAAAUUGAAGCAGUGAUAAUUGAGACUUUGAUUCAACUGUUAUGAAAUGGACAAGUGAUGGUUAAAUUAGCUUGGAUGGGCUUCAUUGCCGUGUACAAAUGUAUGUGCUUCCAAUUGUAGCGGUAAUUGAACAAUUAGUCGAUUGUCAGUAUGUUUUUUUACAACUCAA